Racocetra persica is the source of this 578-nucleotide messenger RNA. Lineage: Eukaryota; Fungi; Glomeromycota; Glomeromycetes; Diversisporales; Gigasporaceae. The record is from the annotation of a GenBank genome assembly.
AUGCAUAUGAAAGAAGACACCAAAUUGGCCUUAUCUCAUUUCCCACAUUUUACUAAUGAGACAGAAUUUGUUGGAUGUGCCAAGACCCCGCCUUCUUGGCUUAUCGCGUUGCAUCAUUAUGAGGGAGAUAAAAAACAUGUGCACGAUUUUUUUUUAUCUAAGCACUUUAUUGACGGGCCCGAAACUGUUUUAAUAUGCAAGAAGUGUCAUAAACGAUUUACAUUGACUACAUCAUCAUUACAAGCACCAACAAAAAAGACUAUUAAUCAAAUGAAUGUUAAACGUGGCAUGUGUAUUGCUAAUCAAGAAAAUAAUCUACAUCAUCUCCAUACCAUAAUUUCAACAAAUACAGAUAUAGCUUCUCAAUGUUGUUAUUGUAAUUUCACUGUGUUUGUUGUGAUUCAAGAACCUUACAUUGGUAUCCAAAUCUUUGAUGAAUUACAAAAAACAAGGCCUAUUCCCCCGUAUUCUAAAACUGCAAAGAAAACUAAUGGUGUCAAAAAUGAAUCAAAUAUCAUUGAUACCCUCGAGCUUUUAUCAAAUAUAAUUAAAGUAUUAACUAUAGAUGCAUCACCACG